Molecule: messenger RNA, 406 nt
Organism: Trypanosoma grayi
Lineage: Eukaryota; Euglenozoa; Kinetoplastea; Trypanosomatida; Trypanosomatidae
Product: 40S ribosomal protein S10
Exons: 1
Cellular component (GO): cytosolic small ribosomal subunit
Molecular function (GO): structural constituent of ribosome; RNA binding
Source: RefSeq, a predicted model, not a curated record
AUGGCCACAUACGUCCCCAAGAGCGCGCGUGACGACGUGUACCGCUUCUUCUUCACGGAGGGCGUCAUCUCCUGCAAGAAGGACCCCAUGGGCACAUGGACGGGCACCUGCGGUGGGAAGGCAUUUAAGGUCCCCACGGUUCAGGUGAUGCAGCUGAUGCGCUCCAUGAAGAGCCGCGGCCUCCUCAAGGAGCAGUUCGCCUGGCGCCAGUUCUACUGGUUCCUCAAUGACGAGGGUGUGGAGUACCUGCGCAAGUACCUGUACCUUGCCCCUGAGAUCGUGCCCAACACGCACAAGGCCGAUAAGCUCCCGGAUCGUGAGGGUGGCCGCGGUCGCGGACGUGGCGAGGGCCGUGGUCGCGGGCGUGGCGAGGGCCGUGGGCGUGGACGCGGCGAGGGUGGCUAUG